This is a messenger RNA of Musa acuminata subsp. malaccensis (wild Malaysian banana), 426 nucleotides long. RefSeq names its product polcalcin Phl p 7-like. The record is from RefSeq and is a predicted model, not a curated record. Gene Ontology annotation, molecular function: calcium ion binding. Lineage: Eukaryota; Viridiplantae; Streptophyta; Magnoliopsida; Zingiberales; Musaceae.
CUUACUCGAACAACAGCAAGCACCGAGAUAAAUCCAACAGAAGCAAGCAAGGCUGAGACGAAGGAAGAUGGGCGACGUGACACCGGAGAUGGAGAGGGUCUUCAAGCGCUUCGGCGCCGAGGAGGACGACGGGAAGAUCUCCUCGGCGGAGCUGGGAGAGGCCCUGCGCGUCCUCGGCUCCACCGCCCCCGACGAGAUCCGGCGCAUGAUGGCCGAGCUCGACACCGACGGCGACGGAUACAUCGACUUCCAGGAGUUCUCGGCCUUCUGCCGUGCCAACCCUGGUCUCAUGCAGGACGUGGCCGAGGUCUUUUAAGCUCGUGCACGCACGUCGUGCCUUCUUCCUGCUUACUAUUUAAGGCGCCAAUGGCUUCCUGGUUUUAGGUGAUCGUUUGAUAUCGCGAAGAAGAUGUCGUGGUUCAUUUA